Messenger RNA from Aureobasidium namibiae CBS 147.97, 738 nucleotides. RefSeq names its product PRP38-domain-containing protein. The record is from RefSeq and is a predicted model, not a curated record. NCBI's taxonomy places the organism in Eukaryota, Fungi, Ascomycota, Dothideomycetes, Dothideales, Saccotheciaceae. The coding region runs from base 1 to 738 and encodes 245 amino acids. Gene Ontology annotation, cellular component: precatalytic spliceosome. The transcript is spliced from 2 exons.
AUGGCGCAUCAGGCAGAUGCUACUCGCAUGCUCGAUGACCGCGGCUACACGGGCACCCUGAUUCGCGGCCAGAACCCACUCCUCCUCUUCGAAAAAGCCGUUCGCGAUCGCAUUAUCGACUCGUACUACUGGAAAGAACAAUGUUUCGGUCUCAAUGCCGCCACCCUCUGCGACCGCGCCAUCGAUCUCUCCUUUAUCGGCGGUACCUACGGCAUCGGCCAAAAACCUACUCCCUUCCUCUGCCUGGCUUUCAAACUCCUCCAGCUCACGCCAGAAAAAGAAAUCAUCUUGCACUACCUGCAGCAAGAUGACUGGAAAUAUUUGAGAGCCUUGGCCGCGUUCUAUAUUCGUCUAGCCUGGGAGCCUAAGGAUAUCUACGAGACGUUGGAAAUGUAUUUGAGCGAUUACAGAAAACUGAAGAGGAGGACGAGGGAUGCGUAUGCUUUGAGCCAUGUGGAUCAAUUCAUCGAUGACUUGCUUACGAAAGACCGCGUUUGCGCCACCUCACUCUGGAAGAUGCCAACUCGUACACAACUAGAAGAUCUCGACGUGCUCGAGCCACGCGUCAGUCCCUUGGGAGAUGAGAUUGAUGAAUUGGAUGCAGAAGAUGAAGAUAUGAAAAACACAAGUGACGGCGGGGUUGAGGAAUUACGAGAGGAGAAGGAGCAGGAGCAGAAGUUACGAUCAAUACGACAAACGAAGCAGGAGUCGCAGCUUCGAGAGAAGGAGAAGCUAUAG